CUCAACCAGGAAUCCAUACCAACAUGAGUGAAAAGCAAAACCGCAAAGUCUCUCUGAUCAGUUCGCUGCAAAUACUUGGAAGGAAUACUUUUGGGACCCGUCAUAAUCGCCAGUUAUGUGAAGAAGAAAACACCAGCAAAUCGGCUGACUGGAAUAACAACCACAAGGCUGGUCGUAUUUUCUCACUUGGUCCGCCAUUUCAGAGCACUGGAAGACAACCCCCACCAUUUGGUGGAUUUCUUUCAUUCCAGGGAAAGAAAGCAACCCACCCUUACCGCCAUGUUUCACUGCCAGUAUCUGUUCAAGGAUACUCUUUGGGAGUGUCUGGCAUAGAUGGUGGAAUCAAGAGCAAGGAAGCCCUCGAGGAGAAAACCAAGAUGCGAAUUCGACGCCUGAACCCUAAAUUGCAGCAGUCCGCUUCAAAUGCAGAAGCCUUGAAAAGUCCUACUUAUCUUCCGGCACAGACGUCGAAGGGUUCUUCAAAGCCAGCAUACUCGAGAAUCCCGACCCCAAGUAAGCCACCAGGUGGUGAGAUUUAUUCGCAUGCAGUAUAUCAAAAAGAAGGAAGAAGAAGUGUUCUUUCAUCUUUGGGCAAACGACACACAAGCUUGAGGAAGAACGUUGAAAAGAGCAAUGGCCCGGAUAAAGGAAAGGCAGAACAAAUGCAUCUGGUGCAACCAAGUGGGAAAUAUUCAGACACUAGAAACCACGGAAACCAGUAUGGUUGGGAGACAGCUCCAAUACGUACUCCGUCCCAAGGACAAGGCAUCGACGAGAAUUUCCCCAGUAUACCAAUUCCAAAGAAUACCGCCGCAAGAAUGCCACAAAGAAGAUCACACACCAUGAUACCUUUACCAGUAUCAGGAUCAACCCCCUGUUUCAGUGCUGUUGAAUCCAACCGUCAAUGCCAGUUUUUGUCCCGAAAUACUGUGGAUCGAACUUCAAAACAGACAAUGACAAGCUUCCCUGUACAACAAGUGAAACUGCCGCUUGGAGAAAGACCCUUAGAGAAGCACACCGUCGAUUAUAAUGGCAGUGUAGUGAGGAAUCCGCUUCCAGGUCAUGCAAAGAAGCUGCCGUUUAGGAAAGUGCGAACUAGAAGCAACAGUCUUCACCAACAACCAUUUCCUUACGGCCAGUUGACGGAGGCCCAGUCUUGCACAAACAAAGAAAACAUAGCGUUCCAACCAGGCGGCGAAAUGAAUUCAAACAGGAACCGGUGGUCGAAUUAUUCCGAGAACCUGAGAAACAUCGAAAAGGCAAGACUAGGCAUACACGCUGUUGAACCCGAAGAACCGGUUGAACGCCAUAUUCCCAGUGAAUUCGAAAGAGGUAGACAGAAGGAUCAGGCUGAGAGAAUGGUACCAAGAGCCAGCUCUGCCUCUACUAGAAUUCUCUGUGCCAGGCAAAAGCUGACCACGCACCCCGGUGGCACCUGCCAGGUAUCCGAAUCGCAGCCUCGGCAAUACUGGCUUGGUCGGUUCAUGACCUUAACCAAUGCCUUCCAUUACGAAGACUCCUUCAACGAGCCAGAUAUCUCCACCGGCUUCGGCAUGCUGUCCAGUUACUCUCGUCCGUUGAAACAACCAGAUACAGACCUGUCGAGCUAUCAUAUCAAACGGGCAUUUAUGGUGCUAGAGAAUGUUUGCACCACGGAGCAGGCUAGCGCGAGUCUUCGUAAUUUCCGAGAGGAGUAUAUUGCUCUGCAUGGGAGUCGUUGGAUGAAAUAGUUCAUAUGGCCUGGCGGAAAGCCGGGGGUGCUUAGUUUUCCGUCAGAUUGACUGGAACGGUAUGUCCUGGGAAUGGGGUAAAUCACAACAUGGAUUGGUGGGAGGCGUUUUGGGUCUAUGCAUUAUCAAUUUUCUCUUCAUCAUGCUCAAGGUGUUGUGGGGUUUCAUAAGAUUUAUUUCUAGAUGGGAGAUUCUUCGAGAUGAAAGGUAGAUGAAUAUGAAUAGAUUUCCCAUAUUGUAAAUGUGAGAGAAAAUACAAUUCCUUCAAUUGCGCCAAUUU
Messenger RNA from Aspergillus wentii DTO 134E9, 2010 nucleotides. RefSeq lists its product as uncharacterized. The record is from RefSeq and is a predicted model, not a curated record. Lineage: Eukaryota; Fungi; Ascomycota; Eurotiomycetes; Eurotiales; Aspergillaceae. Bases 24 to 1730 code for a protein of 568 amino acids. The transcript has a single exon.